Messenger RNA from Theobroma cacao (cacao), 771 nucleotides. Lineage: Eukaryota; Viridiplantae; Streptophyta; Magnoliopsida; Malvales; Malvaceae. The record is from RefSeq and is a predicted model, not a curated record.
AUGGCUCGCUGUAGUAACAUCAUUUUGGGAAUUCUAAAUGGCUUCGCUUUGAUUAUAGGCAUUGGGAUCAUUGCCUGGGUAAUAAGUAUACGUAAACAUUGGGGAACAGAGUGCAUGCAGCUGCUGCUAGUCCCUUUGUUGGCGAUAGGAAUCGUGAUAUCAGUGUUUUCCUUGGUAGGGUUGAUUGGUGCAUGUUGUAGGUCUAAUUUCUAUCUAUGGAUUUACAUGUUCAUGUUAGCUAUAUGGAUUAUUGGGCUUGUAGUUGGUGCGGUUUUCAUGUUCUACGUAGCUGGUUCAAGGUCCGAAAUGCAGGAACAAGGGCAAAAGAGUUGGUUGCAGACUUAUUAUCUGGUUGGAAAACGGUGGCCUGCUGUGAGGAACUGUCUAGUUCAAGGGAAGAUUUGCCAGUUAAUGCUGAGUGAAGCUACGAGUUUAGAGGAGUUUCAGAUGGAAAACACUAGACAUCCAAUACAGGAUGGUUGUUGCAGGCCACCAGACGGCUGCGGAUUUGAAUUCAAGAAUGCGACAUUUUGGACAGUUCCCAAAACGGGUUUGGUUAAGAAAGAUGGCGAUUGCAUGGUGUGGAACAAUCAGCCAGAUAAUCUAUGCUUCGACUGUGAUCGAUGCAAGGAACUAUUUGUUUCAGAUCUCAGAAAGGAUGCACUGUACUUUGGUAUAAGCCUAACUUUUGAACUUUUAUUCGUCGUUAUCACCUAUUCCGUUGGAUGCUGCGCCAAGAGGAACAAUGAAACGAGAUACUACCCUGGUUAA